Messenger RNA from Photinus pyralis (common eastern firefly), 697 nucleotides. Its product is annotated as protein disulfide-isomerase 2-like. Gene Ontology annotation, molecular function: protein disulfide isomerase activity. The transcript is spliced from 3 exons. Gene Ontology annotation, cellular component: endoplasmic reticulum. The coding region runs from base 41 to 478 and encodes 145 amino acids. Gene Ontology annotation, biological process: protein folding. Lineage: Eukaryota; Metazoa; Arthropoda; Insecta; Coleoptera; Lampyridae. The record is from RefSeq and is a predicted model, not a curated record.
UGUUGUGUAUAGGUAUUCUCGACAUCUCUUAAUACCUGCGAUGUACACAAAAAUGAAUUUCCUUCCACUUUUUUGGAUCGGCAUCGUGCUGGUGCUUCCACUCGGUUCGAACGGAAAUGUGAUACCAUUAACAGACUCAGAUUUCGAUGAAAUGACUUCGCAAAACAAAGUUAUGGUUAAAUUUUAUACGAAUUCGUGCGGUUACUGUAAGGAAAUGGCUGAGCCGUACAAUGACUUGGCAAAAGAAUUAAAGGAUACUGGCUCCGACAUUAAGGCGGCUGAAGUCGAUUGUGAUAAAUAUCGUAAUUCGUGUGUAAAAGGGGGCGUGAAAAGUAUCCCUACGCUCAAAUAUUAUAGAAAUGGAUAUCCUACUGAGUACAAAGGGUAUCGGACUGCAAAAUCCAUGCUUCAAUGGCUGACAAGCCAACCAACACAGGAUGUGCAGUCUGCACUACAUACACUACUAUCAGAUGUCUAGGAACGUACAUAUAUUCGUGAAUGAACUUCUAAAGCAUUGCCUAUGUACAUUCAUCAAAACCAUUGCCAGAAGAAAACACGAAUUUUGUUAAAAGCAACAACGUUAAAUUAUACCAUAGCUACUGGAAUACAUCUGUGAAAAUUUGUUUAUAAUUUAUCAAUUUGAAAUUCAUAAAAUAUGUUCCACUUUACCCCACAUAAAGUGUGUUUAUGCGGCGAA